GUUAUUCUUCCUACCCAGCCAUCCUAGGAGUAAAACCAUCAAGGAGUGGAAUUUGCUUCCUUUUUAUUGUCACAUUCUGAAUAACCAGGGGCUUGCUGGCCAUCGCCGAUGAACUUGUACAAAUAAACUGUGUCUUACUUUUUCAGUAACCUUGCUUUUAGAUUAAACUUUUUGUUUGUUUGUUUGUUUGUUUGUUUUAAAUCUUGGUCAUUACAAACACGGAAUUUUGAACCAGUGUUCCGGUCAUUGUCCCGUGUUAAUGAGGACGUCAUUGCACAACCCCGUGCUGCUUUUUCCUUGGCCUCCAUUAUCAGUAGUGAGCUACUGCAGCUGUCAAAGGCUGGGAAGCCAUCGACUCCAGAAGAUGCUACCAAGUACUUCUUUGAGUUCUUCGAUGCAUGGGAAUGGAGUAUUAAAUUCCAGGGAUGCAGCAAGGCACACGGCUGGAGCAAAACGCUACAAGUACCUCAGAAGGCUCUUUCGAUUUCGGCAGAUGGACUUUGAGUUUGCUGCAUGGCAGAUGCUCUACCUGUUUACCUCUCCUCAGAGGGUUUAUAGAAACUUUCACUACCGGAAGCAAACAAAGGACCAGUGGGCCAGAGAUGACCCUGCCUUCUUGGUCCUCUUAAGUAUCUGGCUCUGUGUGUCCACCAUAGGAUUCGGCUUUGUGCUGGACAUGGGAUUUUUUGAGACAAUAAAGCUGCUGCUGUGGGUUGUGUUUAUAGAUUGUGUAGGUGUUGGCCUUCUGAUCUCAACGUUAAUGUGGUUCAUCUCCAACAAGUACCUGGUGAAACGCCAGAGCAGAGACUAUGACGUGGAGUGGGGCUAUGCCUUUGAUGUGCAUCUGAACGCUUUCUAUCCGCUCCUCGUCAUUCUGCAUUUUAUCCAGCUCUUCUUCAUCAACCAUGUUAUUCUCACAGAUACAUUUAUUGGAUAUUUAGUUGGAAAUACCUUAUGGUUGAUUGCUGUUGGCUAUUAUAUCUAUGUGACCUUCCUGGGAUACAGUGCACUGCCAUUUUUGAAAAACACAGUGAUCCUGCUCUAUCCUUUCGCACCUCUCAUGGUGCUGUACGGGCUGUCGCUGGCGCUGGGAUGGAACUUUACCCACACAUUGUGUUCCUUCUACAAGUACAGAGUGAAGUGAGCAUCCUAGAGAAACUGUCUGGUGUUGGGAAGGGACGAGUUCUUGUAAAUCUGUAAAUAGCUUCAAUAAGAUGUAAAGUUUUACAAUUUCAAGGUGAUAUUAACACUUAUGUAGAACAUUCCUUAAAACUAAUUAAAUGUACAUUUCUAAUAAAUAUUUUUAAACUAAA
This is a messenger RNA of Mus caroli (Ryukyu mouse), 1313 nucleotides long. Lineage: Eukaryota; Metazoa; Chordata; Mammalia; Rodentia; Muridae. The record is from RefSeq and is a predicted model, not a curated record.